GUUCCUGGCCUCUUAAGGACAAACAGUGACUGCUGGCAUACGCUAGACAGAGCAGCCACCCACUGGGGUGUUUGCACUUGCACUCGGGAUGCAGUGAUCCCCAAGGGACCAUCCCCUAGUCCAGAAUAGCUGGAAUACAUAGCACACUGACCAUGCACCCUCCAGCCCCUGGGCCUGCCCCUAUGCCAGGGACUGCAAAGAGGGCAGUGAGUGUAGGGCCCACACUGUAGCCAGGAUGCAGCCCAGAAUCACUCUGGAUUUGCCCAAGGACCACCCCCUCGCACUCCUCUCAGCCCAGCUGCUGCUCCUCCUCAGCCACCAGGACCUGGGACAGCAGAAUCAUUUCCAAAGCAGCCAGCUGUGAGCCUGAAGGUCGCGCAGGAGCGCAGCUGGGGUUGGUGCUGUGGCGAUGGAGCAGAGCGAGCUGCGGCACCGCCCCUGGGUGUCCCCGGCGGACCGCGAGGUUCUGAGCGAGGCUGAGCUCGAGGAGAUGGCACCGAGAACCCAGGCUCCGCGGCCCUCUCUCUGCAGCAGGGUCUGGGACGUAAGGUGCUCAUGUGGCGCUGCCAAGUCCCUUCUCUUCCGGUUCCUGCCGGUCCUGAGCUGGCUGCCCCGGUACCCAGUCAGAGACUGGGUCCUCGGUGAUAUUGCCUCGGGGUUCAGUGUGGGAAUCAUGCACCUCCCCCAGGGUUUGGCCUAUGCACUCCUGGCAGGGGUGCCUCCCGUCACCGGCCUCUAUACAUCCUUAUAUCCUGUCGUCCUGUACUUCCUGUUUGGGACAUCUAGGCACAUCUCAGUGGGUCCCUUCGCUGUCAUCUCCAUCAUGAUCGGCAGCGUGACAGGCUCGCUGAUGCCCAACAGCAACUUCAUGGAUCCGGUCAAUGGCACGAAUGAGACAGUCCUCAACGAGGCAAGGAGAGACAGCGCCAGGGUGGAACUAGUGGCUACACUCACCGUGCUGGUGGGUAUCUUCCAGAUAGCCCUGGGGAUGCUGCAGUUCGGAUUUGUGGUCACCUACCUGUCCGAGCCCUUGGUGCGGGGCUACACCACAGCCGCUGCCGUCCACGUGCUGGUCUCCCAGCUGAAGUACGUCUUUGGGGUGGAGGUGGCUGAGCAGUCAGGGCCAUUUUCCAUGUUCGCUGCCUUCACUGAGAUCUGCACCAAGCUGCCACAGACCAACGUGGGCGCCCUGGUCACUAACCUGAUCACCAUGGUCACCAUCCUCCCUGUCAAGAUGCUCAGUGCCAAGUUCGCCUCCAAGCUCCCCAUGCCCAUCCCAAUAGAAUUCAUCAUGAUCGUUGUCUCCACGGGGAUCUCCUAUGGAGCUGGCCUGAAGGCCAAGUUUGGGAUUGCUGUUGUGGGCAACAUCCCCAGUGGGAUGAAACCACCAAUGGCUCCCAAUGUCAGCUACUUUGGGCAGGUGGUGGGCAAUGCCUUUGCCAUCGCCGUGGUGGGCUAUGCCAUCUCCAUCUCCAUGGGCAAGAUCUUUGCCCUGAAGCAUGGCUACAAGGUGAACAGUAACCAGGAGCUGUUCGCCUUGGGGAUUUGUAAUUUCGUGGGUGGCUUUUUCCAGUGCUUCAGCAUCAGCUGCUCCAUGUCCCGGACCCUGGUGCAGGAGGCCACUGGAGGAAACAGUCAGGUGGCCGGGGUUAUCGCCUCACUUCUCAUCUUGGUGACCAUUUUGAAGAUUGGGCAGCUCUUCCAAGACCUACCCAAAGCCAUCUUAGCUGCCAUCGUCAUUGUGAACCUGAAGGGCAUGUUCAAGCAGUUCACAGACCUCUGCAUGCUAUGGAGGUCCAAUCGCAUAGAUCUGCACUUAUCCUGCCUUUGUCUGCUACAGCUCAUCUGGCUCGUGACCUUCGUGGCCACCCUCCUGCUGAACCUAGACAUGGGGCUGGGGGUCUCUGUGGCGUUUGCCCUGCUCACAGUCAUCUUUCGGACCCAGCUGCCCCGCUACUCCAUCCUGGGGCAGGUUUCCAACACAGACAUCUACAGAGACAUGGUGGAAUAUAACAAGACUGAGGAAAUUCCAGGUGUAAAGAUUUUCCGGUCUUCUGCCACAGUGUAUUUUGCCAACGCUGAGCUGUAUGCAGAGGCCCUGAAGGAGAAGAGUGGCAUUAAUGUCGAUUACCUCAUUGGGAAGAAGAAGAAAGCCCUCAAGAAACAGAAGAAGCAGCAGGAGAAGGACAAGAAGGAAGAGGCAAAGAAGAAAAAGAAAACUACCCUCAAGCUCUCAGAGGCAUCUGACCCCAGCAGCAAUGACUUUGGCUUUGUAGAUAUUGACAUGGAGACCAAUACGCAGGAGCUGGGGAGUCACUGCAAUGGAUCUGGCCCUGCAGUGGUUGACUCCAAUGGAAGCGAGAGAGAGUUGGAGCUCCAAGCCAGCAGCACCCAAAAAGCCUUCAAUGAACCCACCCUGGAGUCUUUAGGUCUCAAAAAGCCUGAGCUCCACUCCCUCAUACUGGACUUCACCCCCGUCAACUUUGUGGAUACUGUCUGCAUAAAGAUCCUAAAGAAUAUAUUCAGAGAUUUCCGGGAGAUAGAAGUGGAUGUGUUUCUUGUUGGCUGCCAUGCUUCUGUCAUUGACCAGCUGGAAAAGGGCGACUUCUUCAGCCAAACCAUCACCAAGCACCACCUCUUUGCCUCCGUGCACGAUGCUAUUACCUAUGUCACCAGGGGGAAGGGACAGAACAUGCCACAGCCGGUCACAACUUAUUCCAGCACUAAACUGUAGCCACCAGAAAUAGCAUCUACUGUCCCCAGGAGCUGAACAGGUGAGAGGGAGCCACCAAGGCAUGUUUCCAGAGGACUCUUUGAGCUGGCUGAUUUUUACAAGGGCAGGUGACAUGGGAUUCCCUGCCACUGGGAAUCUAGCAGACACAAGAUCUCCUACUGCUAAGGAUCUGCUUUGGGCACUGGAGACCUGAGAUCAUCUGCCCUUGGGACCCCACUUAGCUACUGGACAAACUGGGAAUCUAUCUCAAAGAUGAAAUCUCCUUCUGCUGGGAAUCUUCUCCAGACACAGGAGAUCUGGGAUCUCACGGGCUUAUGAAUCCACUUCACACACAAGAUUUUCUGACCCUGUGAAUCCCCUCAGACCCAGGAACCAUCUCUGAUUGUGUCUGUGUGCGUGUGCGGCUCUUUCCUUUGAGUGAUGGUGUCCCUAGUCUCUGUUUGCCAGAAGCUGGGAAUGAGUGACGGGAUGGAUCACUUGAUGAUUACCUGUUCUGUUCAUUCCCUCUGAGGUAUGUGGCAUUGGCCACUGGCAGAAGACAGGAUACUGGGCUAGAUGGACCUUUGGUCUGACCCAGUGUGGCCAUUCUUAUGAAAUAUCACUGGAGAGAAGCUGCACUUGAGAGUUUUCCACUUGACUGUUUAAUUAGAUGAUGCUUUUCAAUAGAAAUAGACAACAGUUCUAUUGACAGUGCAAAACUUCCUGCAAAGAGCAAUACUGAACCAGCCCGCAGUCUGGAGGCUAAGAUUUUGUCCCCUCCCUGCAUCCCAUUUCCAACUUUGUGGGUAAAAUAACCAAGAGCAAAAUCCGACCUUGCCACAUGGGGCAAGCUGUGACUAUGCACAGAUUUUAUGAUAGAGAGAGAACAGUAAAAUCAGAGUAUCACUCUCUGGCGUGCAAUCCAGACCAGUAAGGGGCUGUCAUCACCUGCCCUGCAACCUUGGGUGCCUCACAAUGCUUUGCUGAAACUCCCAGUCUGGGCCCCUCACAAACAGCACGCAGGUCACAGCCUGAGUGUCUGUGUAUAGCUACAGCCUGCCAGCACGCUCCAGCCACACCCUGGCUUCCACCAGAAUUGGUUACCACUUGCAGGGUGAUUCCAACCCACUCCCAGUCCUGGAUUUUCCCCAAAGAAUGUGUGCUCGGCCCCAUACAGCCCUUUACUGGACAGUCCAGAUAUUUGUCUGUUGUCCCUGUACGAGGUAAACGUACAACAGUUGCUACUUUAACUGGAGUUACCAAACAGUUCAGUUUAAACACAAUACUGGAUUAGAUUAGAAUAAAGAAUAAAACAAGUUUAUUUAGUUACAAAGAGGGAGAUUUUCAGUGAGUACAAGUUAAAGGUAUUAAAGUCAGAAAUGGUUACAACAGAAAUAAAGAUAAAUCACUUUCUAGUAACUAAACUUAAACAAACUAGACUUGGUUUAAGGUAAAUUCUUACCAAAUGUUCCCAGCACCAGGGCUGACUAAAUUUUCAAGUAGAGCCUUUCUCAGAGUUCAAAGGUUCCUUUAUCUUCUCAGCUGAAAAAGCAAGUGAGAGAGAGUGAAUGUAUCUGGGGUGUUUUCCCCCCCUCCCUUUUAUAGGCUGGUUGCCCUUUGAAAUGCAUUUUCCUGAGAGUUACCCCUAGAUGAAAUUCCUUCCAGCUAUGAGGAUGGAGCUGUGAAAGAGGUUCUGUGGUGUUGGUUAAAAUGUAAAUUGGUCUGUUACUGCCCCCCUUCACUGCCAAAGAAUGGCCACUUGACCAGUGAUUGCCAAUCAACUUUAAUGACCCCUGGCCGGGGUGGGUCUAGCAAUUUUGCCGCCCCAGGCAGUCGCUGCCGAAUUGCUGCCCAAAAGCUGCUGCUCCAGGAAAAGCAGCGGAGCUGCUGCCGAAUUGCAGCUGCGGGACAUGGACUGCGGCCCCAUUCUAAUUGCCGCCCCAAGCACCUGCUUGGAAAGCUGGUGCCUGGAGCCGGCCCUGCCCCUGGCUAGAGGUGUCAGUUUGUCCUUUGCCUUUGAGAAACUGGUUUACCUGCUCCUCAAACUUGUCUGAUAAACACAUUUCAGUCAUAACUUCAGCUUAUAUUCAUAACUUUCCAUAUAAUGUUACUACAUGCACUUCACCAUGACAUUAUUGAUCAAGUUAUUAGUUUUCAAAUGAUACUUCACGAGGCAUAUUUUGUACAAAGAAUAUUACAGUUGUGUAGGGUGUGAAUACAGGGGUUCAUUCAGUGACAUAGAGGUAUUGCUUACUAUUUAUUAUCAAUACUGUACAUUUUGUAGUGCUUUAGAAAAUCAUAGAUGCCAGAAAAGGAAAAGACCUUUUAGAUUAUCCAGUCCAUUAGCUGCCCAGGACAGGAUUGUUCCUACAGAAUAUUUUCAAGUGUCCAAGCCCCACCACUUCCUUUGAAGAACUCUGCAGCUUAAUGCAUCUAGUAAAUACAGGACCUGAAAAAUGUGUUUAGUCAGUGAAUAGACUAUUAGACCUGUAAAGGAGUGGACAGAAAGCAGGAAUUAGUUCUGAUAAUUAACUGGUAUCUAGCCUGAUUCAUGUUCCACUUCUAAGACUUAAUUUGAAAACAUGAUCUGACUUAAAGCCCAAUCACCUAUGAAUAUUUCUCAAUAAAUUGUGU
Molecule: messenger RNA, 5347 nt
Organism: Caretta caretta (loggerhead turtle)
Lineage: Eukaryota; Metazoa; Chordata; Testudines; Cheloniidae
Gene: SLC26A6
Product: solute carrier family 26 member 6
Biological process (GO): transmembrane transport
Cellular component (GO): membrane
Source: RefSeq, a predicted model, not a curated record